CUGCGCGUCCCCGUCCUGUCGGCGCCGUCAUGGCGGGUUUGCUGAAGAAGACCACUGGCCUUGUGGGAUUAGCUGUAUGUGAAAGUCCACACGAGAGGCUAAGAAUAUUGUACACAAAGAUUCUUGAUGUUCUUGAGCAAAUUCCUAAAAACGCAGCAUAUAGAAAGUAUACAGAACAGAUUACCAAUGAGAAGCUGAGUAUGGUUAAAGCGGAACCAGAUGUUAAGAAAUUAGAAGACCAACUUCAGGGUGGCCAACUAGAAGAGGUGAUUCUUCAGGCUGAAAAUGAACUAAGUCUGGCCAGAAAAAUGUUACAGUGGAAACCAUGGGAGCCUUUAGUGGAAGAGCCUCCUGCCAACCAGUGGAAGUGGCCAAUAUAAUCAUCAUUGAAUGACUAGUGUGUUCAUGGGAAAUGGAUGUAAUUAAAUGUUCUGUUAUAUUAAAAAAAAAAAAAA
Messenger RNA from Odobenus rosmarus divergens (Pacific walrus), 455 nucleotides. Its product is annotated as NADH dehydrogenase [ubiquinone] 1 alpha subcomplex subunit 5-like. The record is from RefSeq and is a predicted model, not a curated record. NCBI's taxonomy places the organism in Eukaryota, Metazoa, Chordata, Mammalia, Carnivora, Odobenidae. The transcript has a single exon. Bases 30 to 380 code for a protein of 116 amino acids. Gene Ontology annotation, biological process: respiratory electron transport chain.